GGGGCGGGCCUGGCUCGGGCAUUCCCUCAAUCUGAUUGGUCCUCCGGCCCGUCACUCCCGGGAGCCCCCUCCCACCCUACGACGCGGUAAAAGCCAGCCCCGCCCCGGCUCGGACGGUUUCCAGGCUGGUCUUGGAGUCGUGGCCGCUGUGCCUGGGACGUCCCGCUGACCGCGUGUCUGCUGCAGAGACCAUGUCUGCCAACGGGGCAGAGGCUGAUGCCAGCACCCAGGUGACAGCAGGAGAACCGGUACAGCAGCCAAGUGUGGUGGACCGCGUGGCCAACAUGCCCCUCAUCAGUUCCACCUGUGACAUGGUGUCCGCGGCCUAUGCGUCCACCAAGGACAGCCACCCGCAUGUCAAGACCGUCUGCGACGCGGCCGAGAAGGGAGUGCGGACCCUCACGGCAGCCGCUGUCAGCGGGGCGCAGCCCAUCCUCUCCAAGCUGGAGCCACAGAUUGCAUCAGCCAGCGAAUUAGCCCACAGGGGGCUGGACAAGUUGGAGGAGAACCUCCCCAUCCUGCAGCAGCCCACUGAGAAGGUCCUGGCAGACACCAAGGAGCUUGUGUCGUCCAAGGUGUCGGGGGCCCGAGAGAUGGUGGCCAGCGCCAAGGACACAGUGAGCACCCGAGUGUCGGAGGCGGUGGGCGCCACCCGUGGUGCUGUGCAGAGCAGCGUGGACAAGACCAAGUCUGUAGUGACCGGCGGGGUCCAGUCGGUCAUGGGCUCCCGCGUGGGUCAGAUGGUGCUGAGUGGGGUCGACACGGUGCUGGGGAAGUCGGAGGAGUGGGUAGACAACCACCUGCCUCUCACGGACGCCGAGCUGGCCCGCCUCGCCACGUCCCUGGAUGGCUUCGACAUCGCGUCCGUGCAGCAGCAGCGGCAGGAACAGAGCUACUUCGUGCGUCUGGGCUCCCUGUCAGAGAGGCUACGGCAGCACGCCUACGAGCACUCGCUGGGCAAGCUUCGGGCCACCAGGCAGAGAGCACAGGAGGCUCUGCUGCAGCUGUCGCAGGCCCUAAGCCUGAUGGAAAAUGUCAAGCAUGGCGUUGAUCAGAAGCUGGUGGAAGGCCAGGAGAAGCUGCACCAGAUGUGGCUCAGCUGGAACCAGAAGCAGCUCCAGGGCCCCGAGAAGGAGCUGACCAAGCCAGAGCAGGUGGAGUCCCGGGCUCUCACCAUGUUCCGGGACAUUGCCCAGCAGCUCCAGGCCACAUGCACCUCCCUGGGGUCCAGCAUCCAGGGCCUCCCCAGCAAUGUGAAGGACCAGGUGCAGCAGGCCCGCCGCCAGAUGGAGGAGCUCCAAGCCACCUUCUCCAGCAUCCACUCCUUCCAGGACCUGUCCAGCAGCAUCCUGGCCCAGAGCCGUGAGCGCGUGGCCAGCGCCCGUGAGGCCCUGGACCACAUGGUGGAAUACGUGGCCCAGAACACACCUGUCACGUGGCUCGUGGGGCCCUUUGCCCCCGGAAUCACUGAGAAAGCCCCAGAGGAGAAGAAAUAGGGAGAGAGGAGAGGACUCAGGCGGCCCCGUUUCCGUGCUACAGCUCUGGAGUCCUCAAUCCGGGGCCCAUUUCAAACCGAUUUUCUAAGCCCUCCUCCCAGCUCUUCUGUGCUGUCAGCUGGGAAGCUAAGGCUCUCAAAACUGGGCCAUCACCCCACUGACCAAUCUCUCACCCUUUCUGAGCUUGGAAGAAGCAUAUUCUGAGCCUCACCCUAUCAGUCAGUAGAAAGAGAUUUCGAGAAAAUUAUUUUUCAGGAAGGUUGCCCCCCAACCAGAAUUUUUUUUUCCUUGUUAAAAAUUGGGGAUAGCCGGGCGCGGUGGCUCAAGCCUGUAAUCCCAGCACUUUGGGAGGCCGAGGCGGGUGGAUCACAAGGUCGAGAGAUCGAGACCAUCCUGGUCAACAUGGUGAAACCCUGUCUCUACUAAAAAUACAAAAAAAAUUAGCUGGGCAUGGUGGCACAUGCCUGUAAUCCCAGCUACUCAGAAGGCUGAGGCAGGAGAAUUGCCUGAACCCAGGAGGCGGAGGUUGCGGUGAGCCGAGAUUGCGCCAUUGCACUCCAGCCUGGGUAACAAGAGUGAAACUCUGUCUCAAAAGAAAAAAAAAAAUUGGUGAUAUAGUCUCUGUCCCACUUUGUCCACACCGAUGACCCUGGAUAUCAGCCUGUAGUGCGUGGACUUGGAUUUCUGGUCUAAGUGGGCCUCCUGGGGAUGGGAUGGACCGCUGAGCUUCUGAGCUUCACUGUAGAGCAGACGGGUGCUGGGACCUGUCUGGCACGCCUUGUUGAAACGCCCUGGCAUUCAGUAUUGCCUUAAUAAACUUCACCUACAACUGCAAA
Molecule: messenger RNA, 2332 nt
Organism: Saimiri boliviensis boliviensis (Bolivian squirrel monkey)
Lineage: Eukaryota; Metazoa; Chordata; Mammalia; Primates; Cebidae
Gene: PLIN3
Product: perilipin 3
Biological process (GO): positive regulation of triglyceride storage; lipid storage
Cellular component (GO): cytosol; lipid droplet
Source: RefSeq, a predicted model, not a curated record